GUAUUUUUCUUUGUUUUGCACGGAGCUUAUCUCGCUUUUGCUUCUGCUACAUACCCAACAUGUCCAGGUGACUGUUACCAUGGUGACUACAUACCAGCAACGAGGCGGCAAGAUAUUCUGUAUGGGAACCCAUCAUGCCCAGCGCUUGAUAUAACUGAAGCUGUAUACAACACGAGUCAGUUAUGUUUUGCAAAGGCGUGUGAACUUGGAGGAAAUGUAAUACAACACAACUAUCGGGGAAAUAACACAAAUUUUUGUGGAAUAUAUAAAUGCGAGUCGAAUGUGAAUGGCACUAACUGGAACUAUGACUGGGUAAUGGAUGAAGAUGUGAAGGGACAUAUUUCUGCACGACCUCAUCCGUAUAUACCAAAGUGCCAUAGUUCCUAUUUC
Messenger RNA from Owenia fusiformis, 390 nucleotides. NCBI's taxonomy places the organism in Eukaryota, Metazoa, Annelida, Polychaeta, Sabellida, Oweniidae. The record is from the annotation of a GenBank genome assembly.